GGAAUUUCCUCUGUUUGGCGCAUGCGUCUAACCGCAUAGCGGUUCGCCCGGCGGCGCCGGCUGCCAAGGGAGCCUUGAGCGCAAGCGCAGUGCUAAGUAGCGGUGGAUUUGGGGGCGUGGCGAGACUGGAACGAAGGGGAAUCAGCGGACUUUCCCUGUUGGAGCAACGGACCACCAGUGAGAGAGGAAGGGAGUCUGAGGGACGUGCUAUGGCGACCACUGUUAGUACACAGCGGGGCUCGGUAUAUAUUGGUGAACUUCCUCAAGAUUUUCUUCGUAUCACCCCGACACAGCAGCAGCAGCAAAUCCAACUGGAUGCUCAGGCAGCUCAGCAGUUACAGUACGGAGGAGCAAUGGGUACUGUUGGGAGACUCAGUAUCACUGUAGUGCAGGCAAAAUUGGCAAAAAACUAUGGCAUGACACGCAUGGAUCCAUAUUGCAGAAUACGACUUGGUUAUGCUGUCUAUGAAACUCCUACUGCUCAUAAUGGAGCCAAAAAUCCUCGAUGGAACAAAGUUAUUCAAUGCACUGUUCCUCCUGGGGUGGAUUCUUUCUAUCUUGAGAUAUUUGAUGAGAGAGCUUUUUCAAUAGAUGAUCGCAUUGCGUGGACCCAUAUUACUAUUCCUGAGUCACUGAAACAAGGAAAAGUAGAAGAUGAGUGGUAUAGCCUGAGUGGAAGGCAGGGAGAUGACAAAGAAGGAAUGAUUAACCUGGUCAUGUCAUACACGUCCUUGCCAGCUGCUAUGAUGAUGCAGCCCCAGCCAGUGGUCCUGAUGCCCACAGUAUAUCAGCAAGGAGUUGGAUAUGUACCUAUAGCAGGGAUGCCUGCUGUCUGUAACCCAGGCAUGGUACCUGUGGCAGUUCCACCACCUGCAAUCAACCCUCAACAUGUAUGUAAUGAAGAGGAUCUAAAAUCUAUCCAGGACAUGUUCCCCAACAUGGACAGAGAAGUAAUCCGUUCAGUACUAGAAGCUCAGAGAGGAAACAAGGAUGCUGCUAUCAAUUCCUUGCUUCAAAUUGCAGAAGAGUCUUAGAUCCUUCUCACACUACCCUUCAUCUUUGUUACCCUUAAUUUUGAUUUGCCAAGCCAGGGAUUUAGUUAGAAGAAUUUCCCAAGCAAGCAUCCUGUCUGAGAGGCUGUGAUCUAUUUUUGUCACAGGUGGUCAUUGGGAUAUUGGUUUUUACAGAUAACCUUACAGAAAUCUCAGCCAUUUUAUAAAUAUCGAUUCUUCUGUGUCCACAUUUCUGUUUGAAAGAUAGUGUUGAAAUACCUCUGCUACUUCCCCUCCCCCCAUUUUUUUGUUUGUUUGCUUUCCAAAACAAACACAAAGAUUCUGUUCCUUGGUUCACUUCUAUGCAUUAUGCAGUUGGUAGUCAGGGAGCGGGGGAGUAUAAAUUGAGGGAUGAGGGAGACUGCUGUUCUAUAAAGUGCUUUUAUUAAAAGCAAUCUGUCUCUCUCAAGUAACCCCUUUCUGUGAGACAAAAAGUGAUUACACCAUGCCCUUUGGCUUGUUCAGUGAUAUUUGAACAUUGAGGCAAUUUGUAAUACUUCCUACUGUAAGGAUACUAGCUUUGUUGUAACUUUCACAGUUAUACUAAUGAGAGAUCACCUUUCAGUCUAUUAAUUGGGCACCAAUGCAAUGUAUUUAUUUUUUUAUUUGUUUGAUGAAGUGCUGCUGUGCUUCUGAAAUUAAAGCAUUUCUUUUGCAAGGCAUAGCAACAUACAAGUAGUCCUUGGGUUACGACCACUCGUUCAGCGACUGUUC
Python bivittatus (Burmese python) is the source of this 1766-nucleotide messenger RNA. It is a transcript of the gene TOLLIP, whose product is annotated as toll interacting protein. The record is from RefSeq and is a predicted model, not a curated record. NCBI's taxonomy places the organism in Eukaryota, Metazoa, Chordata, Lepidosauria, Squamata, Pythonidae. Gene Ontology annotation, biological process: ubiquitin-dependent protein catabolic process. Gene Ontology annotation, molecular function: ubiquitin conjugating enzyme binding; ubiquitin binding. Gene Ontology annotation, cellular component: cytoplasm.